AUAGUACUGUCGCAUCCAUUCAUGGAUCCCUCAGCAUCUCCUCUCGUCACUCUCUCGUCUCAUCGUGAUCACUAUUACUAUGCCCCCAUCCCAUCCCCCUCUCGCUUGCAAUACCUGGACCAACGACAGCGUCAUCCGUCGUCAUGGUCUGGCCGUACCCGCCGGCGCUGAUAUUUAGAUUAAGAUUAAAAUCCAGGCGAGGCAAGAUGGGCAACCCAAUUCCCAGAUCUUGGUUCGAUUCUCUCCACUUGGGAACAAUCAUCGUUUUAAGACGUCAACCAGUCCUCAUGCUGCCCGUCAUGGACUGGUGUCAUCAUACCCGGACAUCUUCCUUUUUAUGGUCUGUCCGCCCUCUGCCCUCGGUGCUGAUCCAGCGUCUUCCCUUCCCCAGAAAGUCGGGUGCGAUAAUCGCAGAUCCGUUGCUGAUGGAUUGCCGGUCUGGGGCAUCGUUUCGCGGUCGACCAUGGGUGGACACGCCACUCCCGCGACUCUGCCAUCGGGGCUGGGAGACUCAUGUCAUCGAUGAUGCAAUAAUCCGAGAUCCAACGCAUGUCAGGAACCUCGAACAACCACCCUGUUUGAUUUUCCCGCCGGGACGGUAUACUUAAGUAGAGCCGGUCACACGGCUCCGGAGAGGGGCUGUAUACUCCGUAGGGACGGAGUAUCUACCGCGUAUUUGGGCCAUCCUGGCCAGGUUACUCCGGGCUAUAAGUGGUCGUAGUAUGAUUCCACUAGGCUACUAGUAUUAUCAACCGUCG
Aspergillus ibericus CBS 121593 is the source of this 758-nucleotide messenger RNA. RefSeq lists its product as uncharacterized. Bases 144 to 608 code for a protein of 154 amino acids. The transcript has a single exon. NCBI's taxonomy places the organism in Eukaryota, Fungi, Ascomycota, Eurotiomycetes, Eurotiales, Aspergillaceae. The record is from RefSeq and is a predicted model, not a curated record.